AAUGCAAGUUUUUCAAAUCAAUCUACUACUUACCAAAAUGUGGAUAAUUACUAGAGUAUAGCAUCAAGACAAAUUUAUUAUUUUCAAAAAUUAACAGCUUUAAGUGCAACCAGAUAUUCUUUUAAUUGAUGAAAUUAAAAAUCAAUGCAGCAAAUCAAGUGACACAAGACGUUUAGUCAGUUUGUGACAGGAGCUCGAUAAAGUUUGAACGAAUCGCGAUGGCUGCACGUUUUAUUAGAAAAAUUGCCUCAACACCAAUCGGUGCUCGUAACUUUGCAUCUGGUGGCGUUAAAAAAGUUACCUUGAUUCCCGGAGACGGUAUCGGACCAGAAAUUUCAGCUGCCGUCCAGAAAAUCUUUGCUGCUGCCAAGGUUCCCAUUGAGUGGGAGAGUGUUGAUGUAACGCCAGUGAGAAAUCCCGACGGACGCUUUGGUAUUCCACAAUCUGCCAUCGAUUCAGUUAACCGUAACCAAAUUGGUUUGAAAGGGCCACUCAUGACACCAGUAGGAAAAGGUCAUCGUUCUCUAAAUUUGGCUUUGAGAAAAGAAUUCGAUUUGUAUGCCAACGUUCGGCCAUGUCGAAGUCUUGAAGGAUACAAAACGUUGUACGACGACGUUGAUGUGGUGACUAUUCGUGAAAACACGGAAGGUGAAUAUUCAGGUAUUGAGCAUGAGAUUGUCGAUGGUGUUGUGCAAAGCAUCAAGUUGAUCACAGAAGAAGCUUCAAUGAGGGUUGCAGAGUUUGCUUUUCAAUUUGCAAAAUCCAACGGCCGAAAGAAGGUCACUGCUGUCCACAAAGCAAAUAUCAUGCGCAUGUCGGACGGCCUCUUCUUAAGAUGCUGCCGUGAUACCGCCAAAAAACAUCCUGAAAUCAAAUUCGAAGAGAAAUAUUUGGACACCGUUUGUUUGAAUAUGGUACAAGAUCCCAGUCAAUAUGAUGUCUUGGUUAUGCCUAACUUGUAUGGUGAUAUUCUUUCGGAUAUGUGUGCUGGUCUCAUUGGUGGAUUGGGCCUUACACCUUCAGGAAAUAUUGGAAUCAAUGGUGCUCUUUUCGAAUCUGUGCAUGGAACAGCUCCCGAUAUCGCUGGCAAAGAUUUAGCCAAUCCAACUGCCCUUUUAUUGUCGGCCUGCAUGAUGUUGCGACACAUGGAGUUGAAUACGCACGCUGACAAGAUACAAGCUGCUUGUUUUGAAACAAUUAAAGAAGGUAAAUAUAUCACUGGUGAUCUUGGUGGCAAAGGAAAAUGUUCCGAAUUUACAAAUGCCAUUUGUGAAAAAAUUGCUUAAAAUACAUAAUACAUAAAUUAUUUAGAAAAAAUAACAAUAUUUAAACAAAAAAUAAUAUUUAUUAAACAAACACCUAGAAAAGAUUGCUCCCAAGUAUUCUGCGGUAUUGUUUUUUUUUGUUGAUAUGAAAUGUUUUCUUCCUCUCCUUUUUGUUAAAAAAUUACAUUAAGACGUUUGCUGAAACAUAAAUGAAGAUUCUCGUAAAAGAAGACAAUACUUAUAUAUUGAUUGAUUUCAGGAAAUAAACUUAUAAAAAAUCUUAUUGCAAAAAAUGUUUAUAAAAAAAAAAACAAAAUAUCAAAUGCAAAGCGUUUGUAAACAAUUAAAUUUUAUAUAGGGAAAUUAACUUAGCUUAAAUAAAAAAAUUAGUCAUGUUUCAGUAAACAGUUGAUAAGAUAAUGACUUAAAAAUACUAUUAUGCAAGUAUAAAAA
This is a messenger RNA of Culicoides brevitarsis, 1718 nucleotides long. It is a transcript of the gene Idh3a, whose product is annotated as probable isocitrate dehydrogenase [NAD] subunit alpha, mitochondrial. The transcript is spliced from 5 exons. Gene Ontology annotation, cellular component: mitochondrion. NCBI's taxonomy places the organism in Eukaryota, Metazoa, Arthropoda, Insecta, Diptera, Ceratopogonidae. Gene Ontology annotation, biological process: tricarboxylic acid cycle; isocitrate metabolic process. The record is from RefSeq and is a predicted model, not a curated record. Gene Ontology annotation, molecular function: NAD binding; isocitrate dehydrogenase (NAD+) activity; magnesium ion binding. Bases 219 to 1286 code for a protein of 355 amino acids.